AUGAACAUUGAUAAAAAUAUUGGAAAUGAGGUAGUUAUAAUAGAAAAAGAAAAAAAAGAAAUUGAAGCAGUUAUUAAAAAUGAUGAGGAAGGAAUAAUACAACAUUCUACAAAGGAUAAUGUGAUCGUACAGGAAAAAAAGUGCAUAGUAGUUAAUAAAGAAUGUAAUGAUAAUAAUGGUAAUGAUAAUAAUGAUAAGAAUGAUAUUAAUGAUAAUGAUAAUAAUGAUAAGGACAUAGAGGAAUACUUAUCAGGACCAGAAGAAAACACUAUGGAAAAUAAUAUAAUUUUAAGUAGUAAUAAGAACAAAGAAGAUAUUGGAAGUAAUAACUGUAAUCACAAAAGUAGUAGAAGUGGUAAUAAUAAUUCAACAGGUACAUUAAAAACCUUCCAUAAUUACUUCGAGGAUAAUGUAAAGAACAUUGUAGAAGCAAAUUCUGAUAAAAUAUUUAAUAAAAAUACAAAUAACAGCUUGAUCGCAAUAGUAAAUAAUUUGAAUUUGAAAGAAGGGGUUACAAGUAGUUGUAGUAAGAAUGUAAUAAACCACAAUAACGAUGAAAAUAUCAGUGAAUGUAGUAUUGCACAUGCCAUUGAAAAAAACGAUGAUUCGAAUAAUAAUAUAAACUGCGAAAUAAAUGGUAACUCGAGCGGUAAACUGAACAGUUAUCCUAUUGACAGUCCAAGUGAUAACCCAAAUGACAAUACUAAUGAUAAACAUAAUAAUAAUCCUAGUGACAAUCUUAAUAAUAAUGUUAACCCAAAUGACAAUGCUAAUGAUAACGAUAACCCUAAUGAGAAUGCAAAUGAUAAUGAAAACUGCCCAAAUGAUGAGGAAGGUACUGGCUCAAAUGAAGAUAAUUUGGAGGACACUGUUGAGAGUAUAAGUAGCUUUAUGUUAGAAGAAGAUAUGAAUUUAUCUAGAAGAGCAUAUAGAAAUUUUCAAAUAUGCUCUCUUUUUAUUCAUUCAACUCUUUUAGUUAUGGUAUUAUUACUUUUGGGUAUAUUGUGCCAUGAUUUUUUCAGACCCUCACUUUCGAAUAAAGAAACCGUAAUGAUUUAUUUUUGUGGUAUAUUAUUAAUCUUAUUGUGUCUUCAUAUUUGUGUUAAUUUAUAUAUAUCUAUAAGAUUAUUAAGACAAUGGGAAGUUUCGAAAAUUUUGAAAUCUGUCGAGUCCAAAAUUCAUGUUAUUGUUUUAGUAUAUUUCGCUAUGUGUGCAUAUAUAUAUUUUUUCGAGGGGAGAAGUUAUCCAAUUAAUUCUACCUUUUCGUUUACAAUAAUCUUAGCAGUUAUAUAUUAUUUAAUGCCCAUAUUUUUAUAUAUAAUACUACGCUUGAUUUUUUGUAUUAUUUUAUUAAUAUUAGUUUUUUUAAAAAGAAAAAGUCCCACUCCAAAAAGAAUUUUGAAAAAAUUAAAAGUAAUGAAAUAUAUAGAAUACAGAAAAUAUUGUGAAGAGUGUUACUUAAGUGGUAAUUAUUUCUACAAUGAAAAAGAGGAAAUUCAACAGGAGAGAAUCAAAAAUGAAAAUGCUAUUACUAUAAUAGGAGUUGAUAAUAUAGAGGGAAUAGAUAAUAACAAAGUAUAUCAUCAGGAGGGUAUAGAUAAGGACUUACGUAGUCAUACUAAUCCAAAUGUUUACACCAACUCGACAGAGGCUUCAUGUAUUCAGAAAGGAUACUUAAACAAAAGCAUGGACAAUGAUCUUCCACCUACUCUUAAUAAUAAUAUUAUUGCAUCAUGUGGGAAUGUUAGUAAUAGCAACAUGAUAAAUUAUUUAGAAAACAAUAAUAUUUUUAAGUGUGAUACAAACAUAAACCCAGGGGAGAAUAUACCCGAUAGUGCAGAUGUACAAAUUUGCAGCGAAAAAAAAAAUGACAACACGAGUAUCAGCAAUUAUAGCUGCCAAGAGGUGAAUAAUAUUAAGAGUGAUAAUGAUUAUAGUAACAAUAAUAAUGAUAACAGUAAUAGUAAUAAUAAUGACAAUAGUAAUAGUAAUAGUAACAAUAAUAAUAGGAAUAAUUACUGCAUCACAAAUACUACUGAACAAAUAGAUGGAUCAAACGAGGACACGAAAACAGGAGUAUUUGAUUAUUUUCAAAAAGUUUUAAAAAAAAAAAAAAAUGAUAUUGAAAAGGAGAAAAAUGAAAUAUACGGAAUAUAUGAAAAUGUGGAAGAUAAUAACUCAGUUCAUAUUAAUAUUGAAAAUUCAGAUUAUGUGUGUUCAAUUUGCUGUGUCGAAUAUUUAAAUGAUGAUGAUAUCUGUAUAUUACCUUGUAACUAUCUUCAUUAUUAUCACAAAGAAUGUAUAUUUACUUGGCUAAAAAGAAAUAAUGAUUGCCCAUUAUGUAGAAAAAAUAUUGGAAAGUUAUAA
Plasmodium malariae is the source of this 2367-nucleotide messenger RNA. RefSeq names its product RING zinc finger protein, putative. The transcript has a single exon. The coding region runs from base 1 to 2367 and encodes 788 amino acids. Gene Ontology annotation, molecular function: ubiquitin protein ligase activity. Gene Ontology annotation, biological process: ubiquitin-dependent protein catabolic process. Lineage: Eukaryota; Apicomplexa; Aconoidasida; Haemosporida; Plasmodiidae. The record is from RefSeq and is a predicted model, not a curated record.